This is a messenger RNA of Bemisia tabaci, 683 nucleotides long. RefSeq names its product signal recognition particle 19 (gene Srp19). Gene Ontology annotation, molecular function: 7S RNA binding. Gene Ontology annotation, biological process: SRP-dependent cotranslational protein targeting to membrane; SRP-dependent cotranslational protein targeting to membrane, signal sequence recognition. The record is from RefSeq and is a predicted model, not a curated record. NCBI's taxonomy places the organism in Eukaryota, Metazoa, Arthropoda, Insecta, Hemiptera, Aleyrodidae. Gene Ontology annotation, cellular component: signal recognition particle, endoplasmic reticulum targeting.
GGUUAGGUAGUAGGUUGAUAAGAAAAGCUCAAGUAAACAUCGAAACCUCUGAACAGUUUACAUAUUUACACAUUUUAAAAAUGCCUUUCCUGUAAGACUUAAAGUUAAAACGUGUAACCAUGGCUUUCGUCACCAUCACUGAUCGUCCUUACAGCGAUAAAGAAAGAUGGAUUCGUAUUUACCCUGCAUACUUAAACCGAAAGAAGACUCUUGCAGAAGGACGUAGAGUUCCUAAGGAGAAAGCAGUGGACAAUCCAACCCAUCAAGAAAUUCGUGAUGUUCUUACCGCUGCAGGUUUCAGAGUAGGAGUUGAAAAUAAAUUGUAUUGCCGAGAGAGGGGCAAAGAGCUGAAUCAAAGAGGCUGCAUUCGACUUCAGUUGAAAAAUGAUGAUGGAACACCGUUCAAAGAGGAACUUGCUACAAGAGACUCAGUAUUACACCACCUCUGUGAUAUGAUCCCCAAGUUAAAAUCAAGAAAUGUUAAAAGUGGAGGCAGCGAACAAGGAGGACAGCCUAGCACUAGUCAAGGUGGCGGGAAAAAGGCUAAAAAGAACAGAAGAUAAUUUGGUGGCAAGGUUCUCGCAUUUUUUUUCUCUUUUAUUGAAUGUAUUGAAUCAUGAAGGAACAAAGUGCAUUGCGUUGAUUCAAAAUCUCUUUCCCAAUUUAUUUUCUGCGGAGGAAAA